This is a messenger RNA of Acaulospora colombiana, 475 nucleotides long. NCBI's taxonomy places the organism in Eukaryota, Fungi, Glomeromycota, Glomeromycetes, Diversisporales, Acaulosporaceae. The record is from the annotation of a GenBank genome assembly.
AUGGGUAAUGAUCUUGGAUUGACUUCUCCAGUGUUUCCUCUUAACGAUCAAAUAGAGAAAGAAUAUCCAAAGCUCACAUCUGAGGGGAAAGUUGCUGAUGAUAUUAUAAAACAGAUUCCAGAUACAAUUAGUGAAAGCUUACUUCGAAAGACAAAAGAAAUGGCCCUGAAAAUUUACGACCUUUUUAAUGAAUUGGGGGAGGAUAGGACCAAGCGAAUUAAAACUUUUACAGCUACAACACUAACUAAAUUAUCUCAGGAUGAUAUUAAUCAUGUAUUAGCAAAGGUUUCGAACGACUCACGGAGUGAGGAUACUAACGCAUCUGAGGAAGCGAUACCAGAGGUGUCGUCUGUUAUCGUACCCGAUUCUCAAGUAGCUCGGCUCGAACAUUAUAAGUCUGAUUGCAAUAUGAAUGAUGCGGUUCCUUCUGCUGAUUCCAAGAUAUUGGAAGAUAAGGAGAUCGAUGAAUUCCUGG